Messenger RNA from Phascolarctos cinereus (koala), 4222 nucleotides. RefSeq names its product Rho GTPase activating protein 4 (gene ARHGAP4). Lineage: Eukaryota; Metazoa; Chordata; Mammalia; Diprotodontia; Phascolarctidae. The record is from RefSeq and is a predicted model, not a curated record. Gene Ontology annotation, biological process: signal transduction. Gene Ontology annotation, molecular function: protein binding.
CUUAAAGGGCCUCAGCCACUUUGCUAGGGUCCUGUGUGGUGCCCCCUGGCCAGCAGUCUUCUCUGCCCCCUCCUUCCUCUCCCCCUCCCACUUAGGAGGAGGGCCAGGGCCCCAACCGUUGUCAGAGGAGGCGGAAGAGCUCCUUCCGCUGGCAGGAAGUGGUUACCACCUUGGAGGGGGGGGCGGGGAAGACAGAAAUAAAGCAGCUUUUCACACCCCCCAAAGGGGGAUGGGGGCACUGGGUGGCAAAGGGCACAUCAACUUGCACGCCAUCUCUCCUGUCACCCCAAACUGCGGUCCGGGGCAGUAAAAGAAAGUGCCUCCAACGCUUUGGAAUAAUCCUAUGCUGUCCUCUUCCCCCCCAGGGGCUGAUAGCGGGUCUCCACCUCUGCCACUGGGUUUGUGGGGGUGUGUGGGGGGGAGGGGAGUUGGUUCAACCGCCCUACGGCAAGGUUUGAGUAGCAAACGGGGUGUGUGUCUGGGAGUGGGGGAAGAGACAGUGAGAGUGAGUGCCCCAGCCACGGACCCUUGUUAGAGGGGGCGGCCACUCGCAGGCACUAGCUGCACAUCGGGCAGGACAAGCCAAAGCCUAAGCAUCUUCCCGGCUGCCCCUCCCCUCUUGGGCCCCGGAUCCUCCCCCUCUUCUCCCCUGCCCUCCCCUCCCCCUGCUUCCCUCCACGAUCUCAUUUCUGUUUUCUCUCUGACUUCGGCGGGCCCCACUGGGUGCUGAGCCGAGGAGGGGCAGACCCGGGGCCGCGAGAGAGGGGAGCCUGCUCAGGGUGCACAGACUGGCAGGCAGCGGUGGCACUCUGGGGCCAGCGUGCCCCCCUUCUCCCCGGCGAGAGCACGUGCGGAGCCCGAAGCCUUAGUUCUAUCCGUCGGAGAGACGGAGUGGCGACCUCGGCCAAGGCGGGGAGCGCUCGCCAGCCUCCGCUCCCCGCAGCAAUACCCGUCCCAAGGCACCACCUGCCAUCGCCGUCUCCCCGGUCACGGCCAUGGCCUCUCACGGCAAACUGAGGAAGGAGCGGGGAUCGCUGACUGACUAUGAAUCUCAGGUCAAAGAGAUCCGAUGGCAGUUGGCAGAGCAGCUUCGGAGCCUGGAUGGUCUAGGGGAGCUUCGGAGGGAGCUGCUUCAGGAUCUGGGCGAGUUCAUGCGGCGCAGGGCUGAGGUGGAGCUGGAGUACUCCAAGGGACUCGAGAAGCUCAGUGAGAAGUUCCUGGCCCGAGGGGGCCGGACCAGUGGCAAGGACCGGGACCAGCAGAACUUCCGGAAGGAGCCGUCCCUUCUGUCUCCCCUGCACUGCUGGUAUGUGCUGCUGCAGCAGACUCGGCAGGAGAGCCGGGAUCACGGGGCCCUCAGCGAGGUGCUGGCCGGGCCCCUGGCCCAACAGCUCAGUCACAUUGGAGAGGACGUAGGGCGUCUGGUGAAGAAGAGUAAAGAUCUGGAACAGCAGUUACAGGAAGACCUGCUCAAAGUGGUGUUAGAGCUGCAGAUGGCCAUGAAAACCUACCAGACAUACAGGGCAGAGAGCGUGACCUCUGAGGGAAAGCUGAGAGAGGCCGAGCGACAAGAGGAAAAGCGAGCUGGCCGCUGCGGGGAAUUCAGCACCUCGCAAGGUGUAGAUGGCUAUGGCUGGGCUCCUCCUCGAAGAACCUCUCUCAAGAAAGGUGGACGCCUUAUAGAGAAGCGCCAGGCCAAGUUUUUAGAACACAAGCUGAAGUGUACCAAGGCGCGGAAUGAAUACCUGCUCAGUUUGGCCAGUGCCAAUGCAGCCAUCAGCAACUACUACCUGAGAGACGCUGUCGCCAUCAUAGAUUGCAGUGAUCUGGGCUUCCACCUGGCUCUGAGCAAGGUUCUUCGUGGCUACACAGCAGCUGUGACCCGGGCCAAGACCUCCCCUGGGCAGGGCCCGAGCAAGCUGGAUGUAGCCUUGGACACCCUGGACCCAGAAGGAGACAAAAGCAAAGUGUUGGAGCUCCACGCCUCUGCCUACUGUCCACCUUUCCGAUUUGAAUACCAACCCUAUGAAGGGGAUGAGGUGUCUGAGGUCCAGGUGCCUGUAGACCUGGAAGAUGAAAUUCUUCCUCGAGCCAAGAAUAUUCAAGCCCGCCUGGAUCAACAGAACAUUGAAACUGGGGAGGUCAAUAAGACGCUGAAGGCAAGCCUGCAGUCCCUGCUGGAUCAGGCCUCCUCGGAUGACAGUGAUGUGUUAGAUGCCUUCCAGGCCAGCCCAUCCACCGAAUCACUCAAGUCCACGGGAUCUGAUCCUGGCUGUAGGCAGCUCUCACGGAGACGUGGCCAGCAGCAGGAGACGGAGACCUUCUAUAUCCUGAAACUCCAAGAAUAUCUGAGCUGCAGAAGCAUCCUUACCAAGCUACAGGCAAAACAUGAGAAACUACAGGAGGCCAUUCAGAGAGGCAACAAGGAAGAUUGUGAUGGGUCUCGGGCCCGCUGUUCUAUGACUAGAUCCCAAAGGAAUCGGCGUCCUCGGCCUAGCUCCCAAUACAACCACAAACUCUUUUCAGGAGACAUGGAGAAAUUCAUCCAGAGUUCAGGUCAAGCUGUCCCCUUGGUAGUCGAAAGCUGUAUCCGCUUCAUCAAUCUGCAUGGUCUCCAACAUGAGGGCAUUUUCCGAGUACCUGGAGCACAACUUAGGGUUACAGAAAUCCGGAAUGCCUUUGAGAGAGGCGAGGACCCCUUGGUCGAGGGCUACUCGGCCCAUGACCUGGACUCCGUGGCUGGUGUACUGAAGCUUUAUUUCCGUGGCCUGGAGACACCACUUUUUCCAUCAGAAAUGUUUGGGGAGAUGCUGGCUGCUGUGGAGCUGGAGAACCCUGGAGAGAGGGCAGAGCUUGUGAAAGGCGUCCUGGGCCGCCUGCCAGGGCCCGUGUUGGUGGUCCUCCGUUAUCUCUUUACCUUCCUUAAUCACCUGGCCCAGUACAGUGAUGAAAACAUGAUGGACCCCUACAACCUGGCUGUGUGCUUUGGGCCCACACUGGUGGUUAUUCCACCUGAGCAAGACCCCGUGGCGGUACAGGGCCGGGUAAACCAGCUAGUUCAGAUGCUCAUCCUGCAGCCUGACCUGAUCUUCCCAAGCCCCGCUGUGCUGCCGGGGCCCCUCUAUGAAAAGUGCAUGACUCAACCACACGAUGAUUUUGGGGAUACUCAACUGGACGCCACGGCAGAAGAGAGUGAGCAGGACGUGCCCACGGAGACAUCGGCUAAUAAAGAGGAGACUCCUGUUCUAUCUCUAGAGAGCUCUGGGUCGCCCCCAGAGAGUUCUGCCCCAGUCCUGGAGUGUGAGGGGUCUGUAGAGGCUGUGGCUUGCUUUGACUACGUGGGCCGGACGCCCCAGGAGCUGACUUUCCAGCGUGGGGACUUACUAUGGCUGCAUACCCGGGCCUCUGGAGAGUGGUGGCGUGGGGAGCGGGCAGGCACCCUGGGGCUCAUCCCCCACAAGUACAUCAAAGUGCCCGAAAAGCCAGGGAAUCGAGUGGUUUUACAGGAGGGACAGGGAGAAGGUGAAUUGGUCUCCAAAUCUGAGGACCUCACAAUGGAGCCAGUGAGCCGCAUGCGCACAAAUUCAGAAGGUGGCUAUGGCAGGGCUCGCCCCCAAGCGAGCAGUGGCAGUCCAGUUGGCAAAUUGACUUCACCUUUUCUGGAUCCUACCCACCACCCUUUGACCUUGACAUCAGCUGGCCGAGCUGUGAUACCUGGUGACAGACCAGAGCGUCGAAACACGAUGGAGAUGCCAGGACCCUCUGGGUGCAACUGGCGCUGCCCAGCCAUCAUCACCAGUGAUAAGAAAUUGGAGGUUGACAAGAACGUGGCCCAGAGGAUGGAAUCUGUCUUUAAGGAGCUCUUGGGGAAGGCCAAUGCCCAGCAGGUGCAGAAGACUUCUGAUACCCUCUUGAGUUCCUCUGAGGUCUCCAGCUCCAUUCAACACAGCAGGAGGCCCAUGGGACCCACUCGAACCGGGAAGAACAAGGUUUUCUUCAGAGCUACCGGGGGCCAGGACUGAUCUUGAGCUCCUCAUCUGCCAUUCUGCUGUGGCUGGGCACGUACCCGCCAUCACGCGGGUGUUUCUUCAUAGGUGUAUUGGGCCUCACCUGUGUUCUUCACUUGCCUUUCUACCCAAACCCCUCUACCCACAUCCUUUUCCCUUUUCUUUCCCUCAAGAAACCUGAAUAAAAUGGAAGGUACCGCUGGGCAAAUACCUCA